Molecule: messenger RNA, 5326 nt
Organism: Archocentrus centrarchus (flier cichlid)
Lineage: Eukaryota; Metazoa; Chordata; Actinopteri; Cichliformes; Cichlidae
Gene: polr1a
Product: RNA polymerase I subunit A
Exons: 37
Coding region: 99-5168 (1689 amino acids)
Biological process (GO): DNA-templated transcription
Cellular component (GO): RNA polymerase I complex
Molecular function (GO): DNA binding
Source: RefSeq, a predicted model, not a curated record
CCUCUCGUGUAAACUUACGUAUUACGGUCCCACGUGUGAAACUGUACGCCAUGAAUUUAUGUCUGUAAAAGCUACAAAGUGCUAAUAAUUCUCCAAAAAUGUUGUUUGGAAAAGAAGUGCCAUGGCGGCGUUUGGAGGGCAUGUCGUUUGGGAUGUACACGGCCGAAGAGAUAAGGAAGUUGAGUGUGAAGGCUAUCACGAACUUCAGGUUCCUGGAUGGUGUUGGGAAUGUGGCCCCAAACAGCCUGUACGAUCUGGCUCUGGGACCAGCAGACACCAAAGAGGUGUGUUCAACCUGCUGUCAGGAUUUCAACAAUUGCCCAGGCCACCUUGGACACAUAGAGUUACCUCUACCUGUAUACAAUCCAUUGUUCUUUGAUAAACUCUACCUGCUGAUUCGGGGCUCGUGUCUAGUGUGUCACAUGUUAACGUGUCCCCGAGCUGCCAUGCACCUGCUGCUGAACCAACUCAAGUUAUUGGACCACGGAGCCUUGCAGGAGGUCUACCAGAUCGAGCAAGUUCUCAACCAGUUCCUGGAGGAGAAUGCCAAAGCUACUGGUGAUGAGAUUGUAAAUGUGCUGCGGGAGUUUACAGACGCGAUACUUGGAGUGAAUGCAGGAAGUUCAGAGAACACCAAACCGAUUAAGCACUUGGUUGAAAAGAAGGGCAGUCUGAUAAAUGACUUCUGGAAGGUCCAAAUGAAAACCAGGAAGUGUCCUCACUGCGGUUGUGGCAGGUCUACAGUGCGCCGUGAACACAACAGCAAGCUGAUUGUCACGAUGCCAUCAGGAGCACAAACCAGUGAAAAAACUGCAGAGCUGAUGGCUGGGAAGAGAGUCUACAUGACUGCCAGUACUGCUCGAGAGCACGUCAGCAAUUUGUGGGAAAAAGAAGGUUUCUUCCUGAAGUGUCUGUUCUCUGGGCUGGAGGAGGGCAUGGGGUCAAAAGAAGGAGGAAGAGUUUUCUACCCUGACCUCUUCUUCCUGGAGCUGCUUGUGGUCCCACCAUGCAGGUAUCGCCCAAUCAAUCGCCUGGGUGACCAAAUGUUUACUAACGGUCAGACAGUCAACAUGCAGGCUGCCAUGAAGGACUGUGACAUCAUAAAGAAACUCCUGGCUUUCAUGGCUGGUGAGAAGAACACUGAGCAGACAGAGGCCGUCGAAGAGACAGACCAGUCCUUUCUGUCCGGGAUCGUCGGAACGACUUUAACAGAUAAACUGUACAACAUGUGGAUCCGCCUGCAGAGCCACGUCAACGUCGUCUUUGACAGCGACAUGGACAAACUGAUGACAGAGAAGUACCCUGGAAUCAGACAGAUCCUUGAGAAGAAAGAUGGAUUAUUUCGGAAACACAUGAUGGGCAAACGAGUGGACUACGCUGCAAGAUCUGUCAUCUGCCCAGACAUGUACAUAGGCACCAACGAGAUAGGAAUACCUAUGGUUUUUGCCACCAAGCUGACCUACCCUCAGCCAGUCACUCCCUGGAAUGUGAAGGAGCUUCGUCAGGCUGUUCUCAACGGGCCUGACGUCCACCCCGGAGCCUCCAUGGUGAUAAACGAGGACGGCAGGAAAACCAUCCUAUCGCCUGCCUCCUUUGCACAGAGGGAAGCGGUGGCCAAGCAGCUGCUGACGCCCUCUCCAGGUCCACAUAAGAUGCCCAUGAAGAUCGUGAAUCGGCACAUAAAGAAUGGGGAUGUUUUGCUACUCAACAGGCAGCCGACUCUGCACAGACCCUCUAUCCAAGCCCACUGUGCACGCAUCUUACCAGGAGAGAAGGUACUGAGGCUCCAUUACGCCAACUGUAAAGCGUACAAUGCCGACUUUGAUGGUGAUGAAAUGAACGCUCACUUCCCUCAAAGUGAGCUGGGCAGAGCAGAGGCCUACAUGUUAGUCAGCACCGACCAGCAGUACCUCGUCCCCAAGGAUGGUAAACCUUUAGCAGGGCUGAUCCAGGACCACAUGGUAUCAGGAACAAGGAUGACAAUCCGAGGGUGUUUCUUCACUAAAGACCAGUACACUGAGCUGGUGUACAGAGGGCUCACGGACAGACCGGGCAGAGUGAAGAUGCUUCCUCCGGCCAUCCUCAAACCACAGCGGCUAUGGACUGGAAAACAGGUGGUGUCGACCAUCCUGCUGAAUGUAAUCCCACAGAAGGCUGUGCCUCUCAACCUGGUUGGCAAAUCAAAAAUUCCCAGCAAGGCGUGGAUCCAGGUCCCACCACGAGCCACUCCAGGGUAUCAGUCUGAUAGCAUGUGUGACUCCCAGGUGGUGAUUCGUCAGGGGGAGCUGUUAGUCGGGGUUCUGGACAAAGCUCAUUAUGGCUCCUCAGCUUACGGUUUGGUCCACUGCUGCUAUGAGCUGUAUGGAGGAGAGACCAGCGGCAAACUGCUCAGCUGUCUGGCUCGACUCUUCACUGCAUACCUGCAGCUAUACAGAGGCUUCACUCUGGGUGUGGAGGAUAUCCUGGUACAACCAGGUGCCAACAAGCGGAGAAAAAAAAUCAUUCAGGAGUCGCUGAAGAUUGGAACCAAAGCCCUCCAGGCAGCAUUUAAUCUGCCCUCCAGUGUGGAUCAAGCUGAGGCUCAGAGUCGCUGGCAGGAUGCUCACCUCAACCCAGACCAGAGAGACUUCAGCAUGGCUGACCACAAAUUCAAGGAAGUGGCCAACCAAGUGAACAAUGAUAUCAACAAGGUGUGCAUGCCACUUGGACUGCAUACCUCUUUCCCAGACAACAACCUCCAACUGAUGGUCCAAUCAGGAGCCAAGGGAUCUACAGUGAACACCAUGCAGAUCUCAUGUCUGCUUGGUCAGAUUGAGUUGGAGGGCCGUCGGCCUCCACUGAUGCCUUCUGGGAAAUUCUUGCCGUGCUUCCAGCCCUAUGACCCCGCACCCGGUGCUGGGGGCUUUGUUUCUGGCAGAUUCCUCACAGGCAUCAAACCACAGGAGUUCUUCUUCCACUGCAUGGCUGGCAGAGAAGGACUGGUCGACACAGCUGUGAAAACAUCGAGAUCGGGGUAUCUGCAGAGAUGUGUCAUAAAGCAUCUGGAGGGUUUGGUGGUGCAGUAUGACCUGACGGUGAGAGACAGUGAUGGAUCUGUGGUCCAGUUCCUGUACGGCGAGGACGGGCUGGAUAUCCCCAAAACUCAGUUCCUGCAACCGAGACAGUUCCCCUUCAUAGAAGACAACUAUGAGGUCAUCAAGCGGUCUCAGGGCCUGGAUGAGGUUUUGGCACAUUUAGACCCUCAGAGUGCGAGUCAGCACUUUGCUGCCAUCCAGCGCUGGAAAGCAAAGAGAGAGCUGGCAUGUCCAUGGAGAGGAGCAUUCUUGCUUUAUUCCCAGAAGAAGUUGGCAAAACUAAAACAGACUGAAGGACUGGAUCCCGUCUCCGGCAGAAAUCCUGCUGUGCUGCAGCUCGUACAACAGUGGCACUCUCUGGAUGAAGCUAGCAGAUCAAAAUACAGCAGGAAGUCCUCCCGCUGCCCGGAGCCGUCGCUGGGCCUGUUUAGGCCUGAUGUCAGCUUUGGAUCAGUAUCUGAAAACUUUCAUGACCUCACAGAGAAGUACCUGCACAGCAGAGACACUGUGAGCCAAGACAGACUGGACACUCACAGCCUUCGCCAGCUGUUGCAUUAUAAGUGGCAGCGUUCACUGUGUGACCCAGGUGAAGCUGUGGGUCUGCUGGCAGCUCAGUCCAUAGGUGAGCCCUCCACCCAGAUGACCCUCAACACCUUCCACUUUGCCGGCAGAGGAGAGAUGAACGUGACUUUGGGAAUACCUCGCCUGAGGGAGAUCCUGAUGGUGGCCAGUGCCAGCAUUAAAACGCCCAUGAUGAGUGUCCCAGUGCUCAACAACAAGAAAGCCUUGAAGAGAGUGAAGGUGCUGCGUAAGAAAUUGGCACGGGUGUGCCUGGCUGAGGUGCUGCAGAAGGUGGAUGUGACUGAGACACUGCGAAUUGAAAAUCACCAAAAGCUGCGGGUGUUCAGGGUCACCUUCCAUUUCCUGCCCCCAGAACGCUACUCUGAUGAUAAGCUGUUGUCACCACAGCAGAUCCUCCACUACAUGGAAACAAGGUUCUUCCGUCUCCUCCUCGAAGCCAUAAAGAAGCAUUCUGCCAAGCUGUCCUCCAUUGCUGUAGAGACGAGGAGGGCCACCGCCAGAGAUAGGGAUGAUGACGGUGAUGGAGGAGCUGCCACGGGAGGGUUAGACGACGGGGGGGAGGAGGCGGAGGAGCGAGAGGUUGUUGAUGACCAGGAGAACGAAGGAGAUGCUGACGCUUCAGAUGCCAAGAGGAAAGACAAACAGGAAGAGGAGGUGGACUAUGAAAGCGAGGAGGACAACGACUGUGACGACGCCGAGGAUAAAGAGGAUCAGGGGGAGGAAGAGGCGGCGGAGACUGCAGAGACGGACUUUAUGGAGGAGCAACAGCCGGAGCCCCAGCAGGAGCCUAAAGAGAGGAGGAAGAAAGGAGCAAAGAGCGUGGAAGCGGCAGAGUCGACGAGUCAGAUGAGAGUGAACACUGUUCUGCAGUCAAACUCAGCCAUUGAGAGAUACUGCUAUGACUACCAGCAUGAGCUCUGGUGUGAGGUUGAUCUGGCGUUGCCUGUGAGCAAGGUGCACUUCGAUCUGACCUCGGUGCUGUCGUCACUGGCCCAUAACGCAGUCAUCAUGGAGACCAAGGGCCUGACGCGCUGCCUGCUGAGUGAAACGACAACAAAGGCUGGGGAAAAAGAGACCGUUCUCAACACAGAGGGGAUCAACAUGCACGAAAUCUUCAAGUACAGCGAUAUCUUGGACAUCAACAGACUGUACUCCAAUGAGGUGCAUGCCAUGGCUAAGACAUAUGGAAUUGAAGUGGCUCUGAAGGUUAUAGAGAAAGAGAUCAAAAAUGUCUUUGCUGUCUAUGGUAUCGAAGUUGACCCCAGACAUCUGUCGCUGGUUGCGGACUACAUGUGUUUCGAAGGCGUGUAUAAGCCACUGAACAGGCACGCGAUCAGGUCCAACUCCUCUCCUCUGCAGCAAAUGACCUUUGAGACCAGCUACAAAUUCCUCAAGCAGGCUACCAUGCUGGGAUCACAUGAUCAGCUGGUGUCGCCCUCAGCCUGCCUGGUGGUGGGGAAAGUAGUGAGAGGAGGAACAGGACUCUUUGAACUGAAACAACCUCUGCAGUAGAGAGAUCCCUAUACUGGUUAGAACAGCUGCUCCAGUCUGUAAGGCUCCUUUCACGCUUAGAGAGCACGUCAAUAAAUAUGCGUUUUAUCUGCUUUUACCAAAGGAAAUAGCGGAAUUUGGACGUGUUCCCGGCUGUGAUGUGACAUUUAAAGAAAAAA